Molecule: messenger RNA, 1135 nt
Organism: Carassius auratus (goldfish)
Lineage: Eukaryota; Metazoa; Chordata; Actinopteri; Cypriniformes; Cyprinidae
Product: E3 ubiquitin-protein ligase TRIM39-like
Exons: 4
Coding region: 39-956 (305 amino acids)
Molecular function (GO): protein binding
Source: RefSeq, a predicted model, not a curated record
UAUUUUGUUGAUUACUCUGACCCCAGAGAAACACAGAGAUGGAGAAAGCAGCCCAUGUUAAGUUCUUCACUGAUCUCAUCCACUCCACUGAGAGAUUUCUGGCUGAAAUGCUGGAGAUGAUAGAGGAGCAGCAGAAAGCAGCAGAGGAACAGGAGGAAGAGCUGAUUGAAGAGCUGGAGCAGGAGAUCACUGAGCUGAAGAUGAGAAACACUAAACUGCAGCAGCUUUCACACAAUGAAGAUCUCGUUCAGAUUUACUCAUCCCUGUGCAGCCCUAGAAACACCAGGAACUGGCCUGAGAUCAGUGUGAAGACUCAUGAGAAUAUGGAGAGUCUGAGGAGAGCUCUGACUCAACUGAAGGACACUCUAGAUGAGAAACUCAUGCAAACUGAGCUGAUGAGGAUGCAGCAGUAUGCAGUGGAUGUGACUCUGGAUCCUGAUACAGCUCAUCCAAACCUCCGUGUGUCUGAUGAUGGAAAUCAAGUGAGACAUGUAAACAUUUUUCAGAAACUCCCAGAUAACCCAAAGAGAUUUACUGUGUAUUUAAAUAUCCUGGGAAAGGAAGUAUUCUCCUCAGGGAGAUUUUAUUUUGAGGUGCAGAUGAAGGGAAAGAAUGACUGGACAUUAGGAGUGGCCAGAGAAUCUAUUAACAGGAAGGGAGUGAUCAGUCCGAGUCCUGGUAAUGGAUACUGGACUGUGCUUCUGAGGAAUGGGAAUGAAUACUUGUCCUGUGAUUAUCCUCCUGUCUCUCUGUCUCUGAAAGUGAAGCCACAGGGGAUCGGUGUGUUUGUGGAUCAUGAUGAGGGUCUGGUCUCCUUUUAUGAUGUGGAGUCCAGCUCACAUAUCUACUCUUACACUGGUCAGUCUUUCAUUGGCAAACUCCAUCCAUUUUUUCCCCCAGGACAAUAUGUUGCAGCUAAAAACUCAAGUCCACUGAUCAUCACACCUGUCAAUUAAAAUAAAAAAAUUACACACCUGAUGCAAAAGACAUGAAAACAAUGCUUUGUAUUAUUGUAUAAUAUGCUUAAGAAUACCCUUCCUCAUUGUUUAAUGUAUUUAGUUAAUAAAUUAUGUCUAAGGGUGUAUUAUAUUGUUUUUGUUUAUUUUUCGGAAGGCCUCAUACAGUCAAAUAUGUA